Molecule: messenger RNA, 2216 nt
Organism: Megalops cyprinoides (Indo-Pacific tarpon)
Lineage: Eukaryota; Metazoa; Chordata; Actinopteri; Elopiformes; Megalopidae
Gene: taf1a
Product: TATA box binding protein (TBP)-associated factor, RNA polymerase I, A
Exons: 11
Coding region: 60-1403 (447 amino acids)
Biological process (GO): transcription by RNA polymerase I
Cellular component (GO): RNA polymerase I transcription regulator complex
Source: RefSeq, a predicted model, not a curated record
AAUUCCCACGUCAACACGUGGAGGUAGAAAAAGUCCGAAACGUUUGAAGUGGGCCAGCGAUGGAUGACAUAGAUGCAGAACUAGGAAGACCAGCAACAGGACAGCAUAGCGGCUCUGAAGACGAAGAACAGCAUGGAGAAAGAAUUGUGCGUCCUAAUCUACCCAUCAAAACACAAAGUAACAAAAAAAGGUGUUAUGAGUCUGGGUUUCAUGAGACUACCAGGGUUUGCCUGAGGAAGAUCUGCGACUGCCUCUUCCAGAUGCAGUGGCAGGAAGCGGUAGAAUACAUGAAGAGUUACUUCCAGACGCUGGAGGAUACCAGCGUGGCAAAGCAGCUGCUCGCGAGUGAGAUAAUUUGGAGACUGGGAACUGAGAUUCUACAUCACCACCCGAAGACUAAACCAGAGGAUUUCAAUUCUUUUUUUGAACGAAUGAAAAACACAGGAGUGAAGAUCUACUUGAAGGUCUGUUUGGAACAGUCUUUCCACCUGCUGGUGAAUGGACAUUUUGAAGAUGCUAAAAGGCAGCUGUCCGUUGCAGAGAGCUGGAGAUUCGGUCAACAAUCUGCCUCACAGACACAAAGAAUAAAGCUGAUCCAUGCAUAUCGAGGAUUCCUAGACUACUUCACCUGGUGUGCCAAGAGGUCUGCUCUCUCUGGGGCUGAUUAUUCAAAUGAAGCCGCUAGCCAAGAGAUGCACAGCUACUUCAGACAAGCUUCGGUGAACCUGCAGGAAAUACUAAAGCAUCCAGGAGUGUGGGAUCCCUUUGUCAUAAGCUAUGUCAAUAUGCUGGAAUUCUACAACGAUCAGGACGGAGCCCUGGACGUUCUGAAUGAGUAUGCGUACAACAACAGCUUUCCACCCAAUCCCAAUGCACAUGUCUACCUCUACCAGUAUUUAAAGAAGCACCAGGCUCCACAGAAGAAACUCUUCAAAGUCCUGCGGACUCUGCAGGCCUUAGUACCUAGCCACGAGCUGAUGCUGGAAUUCUGUUCACUUUUGCUGCAGUCUGGAAAAGAAAAGCAUCUUCACGAGGCUCUGAGUGUCAUUUUUAGCCUCCUGGAUUACAGCAGUUGGAAGGACAAUCUGAAGGCAUGGAGCUGUUUAGGGGACAUCAUGAAAGAACUCAAGAGAAAAAAACUGAAGCAUUUGGUUGACGAGGAGUGGGAAACGCGAAAGUCCUGGUGGCCAGUGUUCCAGUUCAGAUCACACCGCGUAAGGAAGGACUUUGAGCAGAAUGAAGAGCUGGUCAAGGUGAAGAGCACAAUAGCAGCAGCAUUGGCUGGACAGAAUUGCAUGUACUGCAGAAAUAAAAGGGUGUUGUUCCAGGAGAAGGCGAAGGCUCAGAGGCUAAAAGCCUUGCAGAGUCAGCGUGGGAGGAGAAGUCACAAGCGUCGCAGAUAGCUGGUGCAUUGGGAGUGAGCUGCAGAUGGAUGUGUCUGUUCAGAGCGGUCUCAUAGGCGAUUUUUGUUUCUCAAUGGUGCUUUGAGGUAAACACAUUAAUAACAUCCUUUUGUUUUCUUACCUCAGCUGCAGAAAUCAGGCUAUGAAAGUACAUUUGAAUAUGAGCUGUCACUCCACUUGUGUUGGAAGAGAGUUGCCCGAGAGGGAGGUCUUGCUUCCUCAUCACUAUUCAUCUCGUAGGUGUUGACGGACAGGAGGAUUGUAGAGUCAAAAGAUUGCCUUGUGUGAGCGAAAGUACUUGAGGUGAUAAGGACACUCUUACUAAAAAUCAUCUGCAUUGUCAUAGUAAUACAAUGGGUUGAUCCACACCAUAGCAACUAAAGCUCUUUUCCACACAUUGGAGAUACAAUUUAUGUUUUGUCUGUUACAUCACAGCAUAAUUCCUUUUGACUGAGGUGAAACUAUGACCAGUUUUUGAAUAACUACCUUAUUUUACCCUAUAUAUACUUGGCAAAACAGACAAAUAAUUCCGUUUUUUAAAUAAUUUACUUCCUUAUUUGCUUAUAAUGUGGAUGAUCUUUUUGUCUCCAACAUUGUUGAUCAUUGAGACUUCAUAAACAGUGUAUGGAAUGAAACGUGCAAUACCCGGUUAUGAAGAGAUGACAGCUGGCCUACCACCACUAAUGCCUUGUGUGGGUUCAGGUGUGUUUUAGCUGCUGGGGGGUUGUCCAGGUGGGUUUUCUGUUUCUGUGAGACCCUGUGAAUUAUUGUACAAAUGGGGUUAUGGUGUACAUUACCUCUGCAUUACUGUCU